Molecule: messenger RNA, 2812 nt
Organism: Maniola jurtina (meadow brown)
Lineage: Eukaryota; Metazoa; Arthropoda; Insecta; Lepidoptera; Nymphalidae
Product: leptin receptor gene-related protein
Exons: 4
Coding region: 155-547 (130 amino acids)
Biological process (GO): late endosome to vacuole transport via multivesicular body sorting pathway
Cellular component (GO): endosome
Source: RefSeq, a predicted model, not a curated record
GAUUUGUGUCAUUUGUGUCUGUACUCUAUGGUAUUUUCCUGCUUUUGUGACUUUUCUAAUUGUGAAAAUUCCAUAAAAUUCAGAAAGUUUUACUAAAAAUACGCAGUUUUAUUAGUUUUAAGUUUAAAAUCUAGAAAAUUAUUUCAUAAGAACAAUGGCUGGAAUCAAAGGGUUGGUGUCCCUGGCAUUUGCUGGCUCCAUUGGGAUGACAUUUGUUAUAUUAGCUUGUGCCUUACCACAGUACAAGUUAUGGUGGCCAUUCUUCGUAGUUCUCUUCUACAUCCUAUGCCCCAUUCCGACCAUGAUCGCUCGGCGUCACACCGACAGCGCUGGAGGCACUAACUCACCGUGCAUGGAGGCAGCUAUCUUUAUAACCAUGGGUAUACUUGUGAGCUCAUUCGCUCUACCCAUUGUUCUUGCGCGAGCUUCUGUGAUCCUGUGGGGUGCUUGCUAUUUAACAUUAGCAGGUAACGUAAUUGUCUAUCUGACCGUUCUGGGCUUCUUCACAAUCUUUGACAUGGACGACUCAGAUUAUGCAAUGUGGUGAGAGAUCUAACAUGUCUUUGUUAUAGACAAAAGCAUAUAUACAGAGACGAUUGUAAUACACGAUUUUUUGUAUGAUAAGAAAUGUGGUUAUGUCUAUUGUCUACCUACUAUGUAAUAAAUAAUUUAAGUCUGAUAAACAUGAUACUGAUAUUAAUAAAUAAAUUGAAUUGAAUUAUUAUGCCAGAAUUAGAUGGUUCAUUUUAUUGCUUUUUGUCCAACCCUAUAUAAGAGGUAGCCACAGCCAACGGUAAUUUUUGGAGUGUUCAAGCGACUCACCAUAAACCUAGUGUCUUCAGGCAACAUCGUUCUUUUAAUUUCAUCGUCCGAAUCCCGACCCCUUUGACGACGUGGAGUCUCCUUACAUGGUUAAAUUUUAACGGUGACCAUAACCUAACUUGAACAGCUUGUCAUGCAACUGCACUUUAAUGGUGAUUUUAUCAAUUGGUUUUGGUGCUAAUUUGGUUGUAUACAGUCUCAAACUAACUAAAUUCGUCAAUUUCCUAAAUCGCCUCUAGGUUUUAUUGUAAUAGUGCUAUCCUUUUUUCAGUGUUCGUAGAAAACGACAGCCCUAGAGUCAUAGUGCUGUCCUUUUCUAUUAUUAUCUAUUAAUGAUUGGUUUAUCAUUAGUAAAGUUUGGAGAUCUGUUUAACUGACUUAGCACUUUUAUUCUUCGUUUUUCACUAAAAUUACCACCACAAAUGAACCAUCUAAUUCCACCCCUAUAUUGAUUUGUUGCCUAAUAAUGUUGAUGUAUCCCUCUUUAAUUAAUAUUGUCUUUGGUUGGUUGUUUGGUUGUUCUAUUUAAUUUGCAGAUUAAUUAGUAUACUUAAUUAAGUAUAUAAGAAAAUUGUAUUAACAUAAUAAUCAUGUGUAUUUUUUUACGAAUUAGCAAAUUAAUCCCCAUGUUUAACCCUUUGAAAUAAUUAUGAUUAAUAUGAUAUUAAUGUUUUAAAUAAUUAAUUAAUCAGUUAAGUAUGUAACAUUUUAUACGUAGAUGCAGAUUUUUUUUUUGUUAUGUUUACUUAGAUUAAUUUGAUUUUAAACGAAAUUUUAAAUUAUAUGUAGUUUUUAGAUUAGGACAAAAAGAGGUUUAACAUGGAUUUUAAAGAUGAAGAAUAUUUCUGUAUGUUUAAAUUCUUGGUUAUUCUCAUAAUUCAAAAACAUCGUAAAUUAUAUUAUUAUAGUUACUGAAACUAUUGACUGAAAAUAUUCAAAACAGCUUUAUAUUCUGUGUGAAUAAUAGUGAAAAAGCAUAAUAUUUUGAUUUAUUUUCCAAGUUACAUUAAUGGCUUUUGAAUUACAACGUUAAUUUGCUUCGUCCAAAUGUCCUAAGAUUUCAGUCGAUUUUUUUUUUUAUUUACAAAUAAUAAUAUUAUGCAUUUUCGACCAAAUGUAUGGGAGAUUCUAAUAAUAGUUCUCGAAAUAAUAUUUUAGUAACAAACACUGCUUUUUUUGUGCUAAGCUAUUUAGACGCUUAUUUUGUAUUAGAUAUUACAUCCAUAAAUACAAGCUAAUGUUGGAAUUAGAAUGUCCAGCUCAGUCUUAUUUGGUCUAGCUAUGAUUCAGAGAUGUUGUUCUGUCUAAUAUUUCAGUUUUCAUAAAGUAGCCACGUGAAAAUUUUUGUUUUUUCCCUAAAUAACUGAAUGUAAUGUUGAUAUAGGUAUUCAGAUUUGUUUUUGCUUCACUCUUGUAAUAUUGCGAAACUGGGUGUAAAUUCAAAUUUUUGAAAUGGUAACAUUUAACUGAGUCUUACUCUCAUUCCUGAGGUUUGUGAUCUCAGCUUCUAAUUAAUGACGUAAUACAGUCCGAUAAGGCUCUUUUGGCACUUAAGUGAGGGCGCUGUUGUAGCUUUAUGCUGACACAGCGAACCAUGGAGGUUAGAGAGAAGGAGAACGAUCGCUACACGCUAAAGCAUUAGCGCGCCUGUCCCUCAAAAUUGGUAGAAUUUAUAACCGCGCUGUCGUCGGUAAGGAGUAUCUGUGAAGUUAGCUGUUUAUGAGUACAAGUAGAUGAAGUUAGUUGCAUAAUGUAUAAAUUUUCUUCGCGGCAUCGGUGAGAAAAUAAUCGUGCUCCGUAAUUUUUUAAUUUUUGACGAAAAGAAACAUUAAAAAAUGGCGAAAUAUUGUAUUGUGCGUGGAUGUACAAGUGGUUUAGCAUCUGAUCGGAAAAAUAGAGUGAAAAACAAUUUACGUCAAUCAUCAUUAUUUAAAGUACCAAAGGUAAUAUCUUCAUAGUAGCACAUUGAAAUAUUGAAUGUGUAAAAUUA